Molecule: messenger RNA, 1560 nt
Organism: Caenorhabditis bovis
Lineage: Eukaryota; Metazoa; Nematoda; Chromadorea; Rhabditida; Rhabditidae
Source: the annotation of a GenBank genome assembly
AUGUUUCGAAAAUCUUUCAACGUUAAAAAUAAUACAAAUUUGCGAAACUCAGACGUGAGAAAAUUAUUCCAACGCCUGGGGGAAGAAGUUCCCGAUGGACUUCCAACUUUGGACAAAAAGGCGCAGAUUGCAAAAGUAAAAAUAGUGGACUUUCUCGAUGAUACAAUGAACGUGUAUCUAUUCGACAAAGUGCCAAUGCUUUUCGAGUUUUCUGAAACUGGUGUAGUGUAUCCGACAGUAUUCUACAUGUGGCAAUUUCCAAAAGCGUAUCCAGUGCUUUUAGUCCAUGAGCCAGUUCUACAAUACUUAGAAAAUGGAGCUGAUUUGAUGCUACCAGGAGUGAUUAAAAGCGAUUUAUACACAUUUCCGGCUAUUAGAAAAGGUGGUCCGGUUGCAAUUGCUCUGUUUUCUUCAUCAGAAAGUAGAAUCAUCGGUCCAAUAGCGGUUGGAUGCAGUUUGAUGUCUUCUGAUGAAAUGUUUAGCUGUGGCUUCCAAGGGAAAGGGGUCCAAGUGUUGCAUGUGUUUAGGGACUUUUUAUGGGAAUUCGGUCCAAGAGGUCAGCCAAAUUCAAUAAGUCUUGAGGAAUUUAAUGAGGAAGGAAAAAAGAAAGAAGAAAUAGAAAACGGGGAGGAAAAAGAAGUAGCUGAUAAUUCCAAUUCUAAUCCUCUAGAAGAAACUCAAAGCGAUGAGGAAAAAAUUGAGGAAGUGGUUGAACCUAUGGAAAACUUGCUUCGUCGAUGCUUCUUUGCUGGUUUAAAGCACCGUCUGAAAAAGUCUGGAAAUCUUCCUAUCGAAAUUAACAACGAAACUGGUGAUGAUAUUGUGACACUGCAGAAAAAGAAAAAAGGAGAAGAGUAUAUUACAACGGUUAAGUGGGAUCAUGAGUUUCUAAGGAAUUUUGAGCUGACGGAUGAGAAAAUUGUCGAUGAAGCUCCUCCAAUUGCACCCGGCGAUAAAUUUGAUGCCCCCGUUGUGCUUGAAUAUUGUGCCGUUACUGAGCCAGUUCUUCCAGUUUUUCAAAAAGUAGCAAAAACUUCUAAAGGAGAUUUGCUAACGACAUCACAAAUUCGCGAAAUUCUCACAAAUUAUGUUAAAUCGAAUGAGCUCAACCAGGGCAAAAUAAUCAAAAUGGACCCAUUAUUAGCGGAUGUAAGCCGGAUAAAAACUGAAACUUCUGAUUGGAAUACACUAAUUCAAAAUGUUCAGUCCAAAAUGACAAAAACGUGGGUAAUUCGAUGGUCGGAUGGUCGAGAAUUUGUGAGAAAGGUUCACUCUCCGAAAAUAGAAUUUAAAGUAGAGACGCGAUCUGGAAACAAAAAAGUAACAAUUAUCAAUAACUUGAGUGUAUUUGGCAUCCAAAUUAAAACUAUUUCUCACCAAAUUAUGAGAGGAAUCGCUACCAGCGUCACAAGCAACCCUGAAGCUGUAAACUGUGAAGGUCCUCAAGUCAUAGUGCAAGGGAAUCAGAUUCAUUUCAUAUCGGAACUCUUAUUAAACAAAUAUGGUCUUGAUAAGAAAUAUAUUGUUGGAAUGGAUCUCGCGCCGAAAAAACGGCGAUAG